AUGGCCGAUCGCAACUCAUUGCGGUUGCUUCUGUCCCGUUGGCUUCGACAACCACAUGUGCGUGAUUUUGAUUCGAUUUCGGGCUUGGCCGAAUUGCAUCGAUUCACCUCAAUCGUGGUCGGUUGGUAUUGGGCGUUUCAACCGAACAACACCAGCACCACACCGAGUAGUGAACAGCCAGGCAGUUGGACAUCACGUUAUAUGGGCAUUUCACCCCAAGUCAUGUCUGGACGGGUGUCGAACAUCAUGUUUCCAAACAUUGGCAAACGUAACCGAGACAGUAUGGCGAAAAAGUUGGAUUCCCUUUGUAGACACGCCGAAUAUCGGGCGAAGGCGUUGCAAAGUAAAUAUGCCGAAUCGGAUUCUGGCCCAUCUGUCGGUCGAACCAGCCAUCGUCGUCAGUGUUCACCACACUACGGGCCACGAUCAAAUCAAGCGUAUUCAACUGACCGGGUGCGAAAAAUCUCUGCUCCAAUCGGAAACUACACUGAAAUACCUUCUGGUCUAACCUAUUUCAAUGUGGCCGAGGAGCUCACGCUUAUUGACAAGGGUCUGUUUCUCAACUUACUCCUGCCGGAAUUGUUGAACAAUGUGCGCAAUCGACCGUGUCCAACGUACACGGCCACAGUGGAUCAAUUCAAUCGUGUGGUCAAUGUGGUCCAGUGUUCCAUACUGCGUAUCGGUCCAGGCUCACCGAAAGAUCCGAUCAACGGGAUGCGUCAGUCCCCGGUCUCUCCGGAUUGCAAAGCACCGCUGGCUGUUGCGGUCUGGUCAAAUAAGAAUGUCCGCUCACCGGACUCGGGAGUGUCCACAAACAGUGCGAUGGAAACAUUCUGUGAAGCGGAACAUAAACGUGCUCAGAUUAUUGCCCAAUGGAUCGAUAUUGCUUGGCGAUUACGUCGGCUGAACAAUUUGAACUCGUUACAAGCUGUCCUCGUCGCGCUGCAAAUCGGAGCUGUGCGCAGACUUCGCCAUUGUUGGACUAUUGUGGAGCUGUGA
Molecule: messenger RNA, 999 nt
Organism: Echinostoma caproni
Lineage: Eukaryota; Metazoa; Platyhelminthes; Trematoda; Plagiorchiida; Echinostomatidae
Source: the annotation of a GenBank genome assembly